AUGUCCUCGGAGAUGGCUUGGCCUCCUGUUUCACCCCAUGCCGCGCUCCUGAGCUCUCCAAGCGGACGCAAGAAAUACCAAGCCUACCGCGAUGGCACAUCCCCAAUGAAACGAUCGGCGACGACACCUAGUCUGGUCGACCGGCUGCGCGCAGCACGCACGAACAACGACUUCAGGACUCGAGAUGAAAGCGUUGAGGAGCAACAACAAGAAGAAGACGAAGAGACGCUCCAACUUCAAUUAGCAGCAAUCGAGGCGAAGUUGAAAUUGAAGAAGCUACAACAGAGCAAGGCUCGGGUUGCAACUCCUGCUGGAGAUGUGGUCCGGCCCACGUCUGCUCAUGCACCAGCUGCUUCGCAGAUUGAGGUGAAAGCUUCUCCAAGUAGACGAAUACAACCCCCGGUGUCGAAAUCGCCAACCAGGGUUCUUCUAGGAAUCGACAAGGGUAUCCGAGCCGCCGAUGUAUCACUCCGCAGAGCCAAUACUACCAAUGGUAGUCAUCGCUCCACGAGAACGAACGGAUCACUUCCCAGCAACGAUAGACCGCCGUCCCAGACCUCAGUAUUCAACUCAGCGCGAUCAGUGACCUCAUCUAGGUCGAACGUAGGGAGCGAGCCACGGAAAACAUUCAGCGAGCGAAUGGCAGAAGCCCGCCAACGGGAGACGAACCUUGAACAACGUCGCGCCACAGCAAUCCAAAAUCGCAGCAGAGGGUUCGCCCUCGACCAAACGGAAAUAGAGCAGUAUAGAUCAAGGGCGGAGGAAUCACGCCAUCAACAACCAUCCAAGUCACCCACACGACAAUAUUUCGAAUACAGUCGUGAUGAAGUCCUCCAUGCCGCAUCAGAAGCUAACGUGGGCGGUCGGCAGCUUAAGAAGAGUCGAACCAUGCCCAAUCUCAGAACAUCGCCAUCCAGGCACAGUGUGAAUCCAGAGACCCAAUCGGGAGACGCAACUCUUUUCGAAGGCUUCUCCGGACUACACCUGUCUUCGCGAAUCCUGCCACAUUCGUUCCUCAAAAGGACCCUUCCCACCGAACAGUUUACCAUCCUACGCAUCCCAGAUCUCCUCAAGGUUGUCAAAUCUCCUGCAUACGACCUGCCCGAAUCUGUGUGCGACUAUGUUGUUUUUGCGGUGAUCGCCUCCAAAUCCUCCCCCAUGGACCAUAAGACACCCAAUACCGACAAUGGCACCGUUGGGACUAAGGACUGGGAACGCCAAUGGGAGGACGGCUCUCGCAACCACCGGCGUUUCAUGGCUCUGACCCUUACAGACUUGAGUUGGACCAUCGACUUAUACCUUUUCAGCACUGCCCUCCCUCGCUACCACCGGCUCACGCCAGGCACUGUCGUGGCUAUCCUUAACCCGGGAAUUAUGCCUCCGAAGCCGGGGAAAGCCGAUACUGGCGCAUUUUCUCUGUCCCUUUCUGAUGAUUCCGAUACCAUUCUGGAAAUCGGCACAGCUCGAGAUUUGGGAUAUUGUAAGACUAUAAAGAAAGAUGGGAAGGAAUGUGGGAGUUGGGUCAACGCAGCGAAGACGGAUAUUUGCGAAUGGCAUCUCAAUGCGGAAAUUAACAGGACAAAGGCUCAAAGAAUGGGCGUAAACACUGGCACGAGUGGCUUCGGGGUAUGGAAGAAUCGUCCCAAGACAAGAGACGAGGAUGGCGGAAAAGGUGGCCUGUUGACGAGAGACGGACGGCGAUAUGACAGGACGACAGAAAGUCACUAUUACAUCGCCAGCACAGGACCCAAAAGUGGCGGGAGUGGUCGCCGCACAGGCGUAGGUUCACAUCUUCUGGACAGCGACCACCCAUUUCUGCCUGGGCAAGACGGUGAGCUCUCCCGUCCCAGCGACCGCGAUACUCGCCUAAGAAAACGUCUCGCCGUGCAGGCGAAAGAGCGCGAGAUCGCGCAGAGACUCGGCUCGAGAGAGCACCGCGGAUUCGGGUUCGAAAGCGCCGGUGCGGAGUACAUGCGGCAGAAGACGAGGACGAAGAUGAGGGAGGACGACGCAACGAAAGAUAAACAGACUGCAAGGACCAUGGCCGUGGGCGAGACAGAAACUCGCCGGCACUCCGGUCCCAUUUCCGGGAGUAUCCUGACCACCACCAACGAGAACAGAAAGCGUAGUGCCGCCGACGUGCGUCUCUCCCCAGUGAAGAAGACGCGCUUCGUCACUGAAAAGGGCAUCAGAGAGGCGGGCCGAGAAUCCAUUGGGGCGGUAGGUGGUCCAGGACCGGGUGGUGGGUGUGAGAGUGAAAGCGAGGAUGAGUUGGAAAUUGUUUGA
Molecule: messenger RNA, 2286 nt
Organism: Fonsecaea erecta
Lineage: Eukaryota; Fungi; Ascomycota; Eurotiomycetes; Chaetothyriales; Herpotrichiellaceae
Exons: 1
Coding region: 1-2286 (761 amino acids)
Biological process (GO): DNA replication initiation; DNA replication
Cellular component (GO): replication fork protection complex; nucleus
Molecular function (GO): single-stranded DNA binding; DNA replication origin binding
Source: RefSeq, a predicted model, not a curated record